GCUUCACCUUCUUUGCGUUGUCUGGGCCUUACCUCUGUCCUCCACACUCUUUACUUCUUCAAAGUUUUUCUCUUUGUUUGUUUACUAUAAACUCUCUGUAGAUUAACGAAGCUCAAAAGCUUCCCUGUCUCCUUCUCUCAGGUAACUCUAUCUCAAACUCUUAGGUUAAAAAUCUGAGUAUGAUAUUUGUAUAGCUGUGAGAAGAUUGAAGGAGUUUUAUUGAAGAUGAAGAAACCAACAAGCAGAAGUCAAAGAGGGAGCAAAGGUAUCAAAGGGAAACACAUCCUGCAGAUAUGUGUUCUGCUUGGAGUUUGCAUCUGGUUAAUUUAUCAAGUGAAGUAUUCUCAUGAUAAGAAGAAAGAAUUUUAUGAGAAAGAUGGCAAGAAAUCGACCGUUUUGUUAUCAGAGAGCGAAGAUGGAUUGGUGAAGCUUGGGAGAAAAGAUCUUCUACCCGGUUAUCAUAACCAGAACGAGAACGAGAAGCAUGUGGAGGAAGAGGAGGAUGAAGAAGAGGUUAGCCGUGAAGAUGAAGAGAAAGAGAGCAAGAGUAAAAUAGAGAAUGGUAAUAAUGAGGAGGAGAAAGAAGAAGAAGAGGAAGUAGUUGAUGAGGAUGAAGAAGAUAAGAACAAGCAAGUAGAGGAAGUAGUUGAGGAGGAUGAGGAAGAAAACAAGCACGAGGAAGAUGAGAUUGAUGAACAAGAUCAAAGUAAAACUGCCGGAGAUACUGAUAAGGAUGAUGAGUUACUUGAAGAAGAGAAGGGUAGUGGUUCGAGUGAGAGCGAUGAGAAAGAAAAAGAGACUAAUCAUGCAGAUGAUAUGACCGUUGAUGAGGCACGUGAGGAGCAUUACAAGGCUGAUGAUGCGUCCAGUGCGGUGUCCCAUGAGUCUCGGGUACUGAAGACAGAGAAAUUGAAAGAAAGUUAUGGUAAUUCAACGGAAAGAGCCCAAGAGAACAAUUCCAAUGCCACUAUAAGCGAGGUUCAGGGUCGUACGGAACCUGUCUCGAAGUUAGGAGAAGCUGAAAGAGGCGAUACUGUAGAGAAAACAACCACAGAAGUGAAAAAUGGUGACAGAGAACCAUCCAAUUCUGAAACAAAGAGUAAUGGGCCUAAUGGCAAUUCGAUAGAAGCAGUUCUUGAAGCUUCAGGUCUUUUGGAGAAUGAAACAAAAAUCAUGCGAGAGCGGAGUCAAGAACAUGACAAAACUGAAGAUGGUGCACCACCUUCGGGAUCCUCUGAUCUACGGACUGUCUUCGCACUUGAGCAAGCCCGUAAUGUAUCCGAUCCCAACAUCACUGUCUCUGCAAACAUUACCAACAAAGAUUCCAUUCAAGAUGAGUCCAGGAGCUCAACUUCAGAGUCUUCUCAAAUUGAAAACAUCUCAGGCUCGAACACAACUGAGGUGAAGGAGAAUUCAAGGUUUGAGGGUGAUGAUGAAACAGGUGAAAAGGAAAGUUCAAACCUUUUUUUCACAGAGCAAACGGAGGAAGCAGAUGAUACUUCCGAAACCACACUAUUGCAAGAAGAGAGAGAUGCUCUCACUGAUCCACAAACUCUGCCGGAUGUAAGAUUAGAAGGGAAUGAAGAAGAUGAAGAAGAAGCGAUCGCAGCAGAAUAAGAAGCUCCCAAUGGAAAAAAGGACUAGUUUAUGUGAAUGUUCUCUAUGGGUUUUUCUGCUUUCCAGCUGUCAUAGUAAAAGCUAAAAACAUCAGUGCCUAUCCUUGUUGGUUUCCAAAACUGUAUAUUCAUCUUGAACUUUAGCAACGCAUUUGCUUU
Eutrema salsugineum is the source of this 1775-nucleotide messenger RNA. RefSeq names its product cilia- and flagella-associated protein 251. The record is from RefSeq and is a predicted model, not a curated record. Bases 226 to 1617 code for a protein of 463 amino acids. The transcript is spliced from 2 exons. NCBI's taxonomy places the organism in Eukaryota, Viridiplantae, Streptophyta, Magnoliopsida, Brassicales, Brassicaceae.